This is a messenger RNA of Ictidomys tridecemlineatus (thirteen-lined ground squirrel), 1176 nucleotides long. Lineage: Eukaryota; Metazoa; Chordata; Mammalia; Rodentia; Sciuridae. The record is from RefSeq and is a predicted model, not a curated record.
GCUCGCAGGCCUCGCGCGCCCCCGUGUGGACCGCAGGGCUGAGCUAGUGUGAGCACCACAAGAGUGUGAUGGAAAGAGCAUUGAGACUGUAGUGUCCGCGGGUGUCACCGGGAGGUGUUGUGCGACGCCCGGAAGAUCGUGUGAGUGUGUACUCCUGAGCCAUGGUGUGUGACGCCAGGAGACUGUGACUGUGUAGCAGAUGAGAUUAUGAGUGACAAGGAGGGAUUGGGUAGAACUGCAUAUAUGAGAGACAACAAGUAGGUUCAAUACCAUGAGAGGAGGUCAGGGGUCCUGUGACACGGUGAGGUUAUUGGUGAUACUGUGGGGGAAAUUGUGUGGCAAUGGGAGAUCGUGUGUAACUUGGUCAGAGAGUGAGAGAGAGAGACUAUCUGGGGACUGAAUGUGAUACUGAAAGGCCAAUAUGAGAGUGAGAUAUUGUGACACUGUACGUGAGGGAGGCAGGGGAUAAGAGUGCCAUGUGUCAUAAGGGCAGACUGAUGAGAGGGACGCCCCAAGUGCUGGCGUGAGCAGGCACAGAGUGGGUCUGGGUGCGGCAGAUGGUGAGUUAAGACUGUGUAUUGUUGGCCAGGGGCUGUGGGAAACUGUGACGAUGACGUUGAGCUCGUGUGUGAUGCUGAGAGAUUGGUCCAGAGUCGUGAUUGCACACAGGAGAGUGUAUGCAAGUGUGUGAUGCUGGAAGAGUGCUAUGUGAGGACAAGCAAGAUGACAUGCGACAGUGAUGGCCUGCAUGAUGCAGACUGUGGGGUCGUUGAUUGUGAAUGGCACACGACAAUGUGUGUGAAGCACUGUGAGAUUUGUGAGGAAGUGUGCUAUACUGAGCCACCCUGCAUAACCUGUAUGGCAUCCAAAGAUGGUGUGUGUGUGCAACAGGAUAAAUGCCAUGUCCAACAACAUGGCCAAGAUCGCCGAGGCCCGCAAGACGGUGGAACAGCUGAAGCUGGAGGUGAACAUCGACCGCAUGAAGGUGUCGCAGGCGGCGGCCGAGCUCCUGGCUUUCUGUGAGACACACGCCAAAGAUGACCCGCUGGUGACACCUGUACCCGCCGCCGAAAAUCCCUUCCGCGACAAGCGCCUCUUUUGCGUCCUGCUCUAAGUUCUCCCGACAGUUUACCCUUCCCUCGCCCAAGUAUGAAUCCAAUAAACUUGGUGACCGUG